AUGGAAGAAGAAAAGGAAGAAGAAAAGGAAGAAGAGAAGGAAGAAGCGAGGGCAAAAGAAGCUAAGGUGGAGAAAGGGUCGAGGAAGCGUGGAAAAGGAAAGAGUGUGGAGAAAACUAAAGAGAAGAAAAAGGAAGUGGCAGAAAAGAAGGAGCCAGAGCAAAGGACUCCUGCUACUGAUCGCCCUGUACGUGAGCGGAAAUCAGUUGAAAGGCUGGUGGCAUCUAUUGAAAAAGAUGCUGUCAGGGAAUUCCAAAUAGAAAAGGGGCGCGGUACACCAUUGAAAGACAUACCUAAUGUGGCUUUCAAGUUGUCAAGAAGGAAAAUGGAUGAUAGCUUAAAACUACUUCAUACAAUUCUUUUUGGAAGGAGAGGGAAGGCACUUGAGGUCAAGAGUAAUAUAUCCAGAUUUUCUGGUUUUGUCUGGCGUGGAAAUGAGGACAAGCAAAAGACUAAAGUAAAAGAGAAAUUUGACAAGUGUAAUAAAGAGAAGUUGUUGGAAUUCUGUGAUCUGCUCAACUUACCAAUUUCCAAAGCUACUACUAGGAAGGAGGAUAUAGUUGCAAAGCUGAUAGACUUUUUGGUGUCCCCUCAUGCCACAACCACUUCGCUCCUUGCAGAAAAAGAGUCAAGUAAGGGCAAAAGCGCAAGAGGACAACUAAAGGAAGUUCAUCAACAUCUGGGGGCACAAAUUCAAAGCGCUCAGCAAAGAAAGAGUGACGAUGAUUCAAAAUUGGACGACAAGAGUGCAGCAGAUACAGAAGAUGAGUCAGAAGAAGACGAGAAAGAAGAUGAAGAAAAUGUUGAGGAGGAAAAUGAAAAUGGUGUUCACGAAAACUCUGAGGAUGAGACACCUGAGCAUUCAGAAAGUGAGGAGAAACUUGAUUCUUCAGAUGAUAGUGAAGAAAUGGAAAAGCAAAAGCCAAGGAGAAAAUCAUCAUCCAGAAAGAAGGGUUCUGCUAAAGCUCAAACUAAAAAGCCACAGAAGUCAUCAUCAAAACGCACUCCGGUGGAUGAUGACAGCGAUACGAGUCCAAAGGCAUCCUCAAGGAAGAAGAAAAAUGAGAAAGUCUCAAAAGUGCCAACUCCAACAAAAUCUGCCUCAAAGGAAAAGCCUGGGAAAAAGGUUGUUAAAGGGAAGGACAAGACCAAGGAGGAAAAAUUGAGGCCAAGUGACGACAAAUUGAGAGAUGCAAUAUGUCAAAUUCUCAAAGAGGUUGACUUUAAUACGGCUACUUUCACCGACAUUCUGAAGCAACUUGCUCGGCAAUUUGAUACAGAUCUCAGCCCGAGAAAGUCAUCCAUAAAGCUCAUAAUCCAGGAAGAGCUUACGAAAUUAGCUGAUGAGGCAGAUGAAGAAGACGAAGAAGGGGGCCCAGAGAAAGAUGAAACCGAGUCUGCCGGGCAAGAGGUGGAAGCCUGA
This is a messenger RNA of Prunus armeniaca (apricot), 1422 nucleotides long. Lineage: Eukaryota; Viridiplantae; Streptophyta; Magnoliopsida; Rosales; Rosaceae. The record is from the annotation of a GenBank genome assembly.